Molecule: messenger RNA, 2649 nt
Organism: Argentina anserina (silverweed cinquefoil)
Lineage: Eukaryota; Viridiplantae; Streptophyta; Magnoliopsida; Rosales; Rosaceae
Product: protein ACTIVITY OF BC1 COMPLEX KINASE 1, chloroplastic
Biological process (GO): protein phosphorylation
Molecular function (GO): ATP binding; protein kinase activity
Source: RefSeq, a predicted model, not a curated record
UUUGGCAGUGUUGAGCACAUCACGUUCAAAUCACAGCCACUUUCCCCUUUACGUUUUCGACUAUCCAAAUUUACUGUCACACAGUUUAUGUGGCCUCCUCUCCCUCUCCCUCACCCAUAUAUACUUUUUUUUUAAACUCCAAAUUUGUUAAAGUCGUUACACCUCCACUCACCUCUCUCCUCUCUUCCCCUAUGCCUCGUCUUCAAAACCACCUCCACUGAAAACCACCGGAUCAUCACAAUCCCAUGAAUUCCGUUUCUGUCACUUGCACGUGCCCCGCUCCCUUUCCCGCCAAGCAUCUCAGCUCCGCCGGAGCUCGUACUUUUCCCGGUCAGAGAUAUGGACCGUCGGGAGUGUUUGAUUACAGGCGAAGAGUCCGAAGAGGCGGGAGGAGAUUCCGAGUUUCGAAUGCCGCCGCGGUCGGAACAAGGCGGAGGUUGGUGUCGUCCGGCGGCGGCGGCGAGAUCAGUCUCGGCAAGUCUAGCGCCGCCAUGGAGCAGCUCGACUUCGAGCGCGGGGUUUGCGUGCCGUUUCGCAAGUAUACUCCCGAGACUGUGAGGAAUAAGGUGUUGGAAUCAAAUGGCGCAGUUGCAUCGCUAAUUUCGAGAGGUGUGGAGAUAGUGUGGACUUUGGGCUGGUAUUGGUCUACUUUGAUGUAUGACUGCUUCGUCGGAAGGGAUCAAGAAGUUGUACCAAAGCGUGCUCGACAGCUUAGAAAUCUCCUAUGUGAUUUGGGGCCUUCUUUCAUCAAAGCUGGCCAGGUUCUUGCAAACAGACCUGAUAUUAUCAGAGAAGAUUACAUGAACGAACUCUGCAUUCUCCAAGAUGAUGUUCCUCCGUUCCCAAAUCAGGUCGCCUUCAACAUAAUUGAAGAGGAGUUGGGUCAACCCCUUGAAGCUAUAUUCAGUAAAAUUUCGCCACAGACUAUAGCAGCUGCCAGUUUGGGUCAAGUUUACCGAGAUUUACGUGACACUGGCGAGGAUGUAGCUAUUAAGGUUCAAAGGCCACAUAUAGAACCUAUAAUACAUAGGGAUCUUUUUCUGUUCCGUACUCUUGCUUCAUUCUUAAAUGGAAUCAGUCUACAGAAACUUGGGUGCAAUGCUGAACUCAUUGUUGAUGAAUUCGGUGAGAAGCUUUUGGAGGAGCUUGAUUACACUCUGGAAGCCCGCAAUAUUGAAGAUUUUCUUGAGAACUUCAAAGAUGAUCCUACUGUCAAGAUACCUGAGGUUUACAAACAGCUUUCUGGUCCACGUGUUUUAGUAAUGGAGUGGAUCGAUGGUAUCCGGUGCACCAACCCACAGGCAAUUAGAGAAGCUGGCAUUGAUGUAAAUGGGUUCUUAACUGUUGGAGUCAGUGCUGCGUUGCGGCAGUUACUGGAAUUUGGAUUGUUCCAUGGAGAUCCACAUCCUGGAAAUGUGUUUGCUAUGUGUGAUGGACGUAUUGGAUAUGUUGACUUUGGGAAUGUCGCGGUGCUUAGUCAGCAAAAUAAACAGAUUUUGAUUGAUGCUGUCGUCCAUGCCGUAAAUGAAGACUACGUUGAGAUGGCGAAUGAUUUCACCAGGCUGGGAUUCUUGGCUCCUGGGACUGAUGUCUCUCCUAUUGUGCCAGCUCUAGAAGCAAUCUGGCAGAACUCUCUUGGAAAAGGACUGUCUGACUUCAAUUUUCGAAGUGUCACUGGGAAGUUUAAUGAAUUAGUCUACAACUAUCCCAUCCGUAUUCCAGAGAGUUUUUCACUUGUUAUCCGAUCUUUAUUGACUCAAGAGGGUAUCUGUUUUACUUUGCAGCGAGAUUUCAAAUUUCUUGAGGUUGCCUAUCCAUAUGUGGCAAAACGCCUCCUAACAGAUCCAAACCCGGCUCUGCGUGAACGCCUCAUACAAGUACUAUUUAAGGAUGGUGUUUUCCAAUGGAAGCGGCUAGAAAAUCUCAUUGUUCUUUCCAAAGAAAAUGUGUCCAUGAUGAGCAGCAAUCCUGCAUUGCAAGCAAAACAAAUUCAAGGGUUAAGAGAUUUGCAAGUUAACAAGAAACUGGACCUCACUGACACCAUCAAGGAUGGAGCUCGCCUUUUCAUCUUUGAUGAAGGAAUCCGUAGAAAGCUCAUUCUAGCUUUGACGGAAGAUUCAAAGCUUCACAUAGAAGAGCUUGUGGAUGUGUAUAGACUGGUCGAAGAUCAGAUAGACAUACAAACAGUUGCUGUCGAAGUAGCACGAGACUUCCCAUCGUUUGUGCGGGAUAUGAUGCUUUCGUGGAGUGACUCGGUCUUAACUGAUAGAUAGUUGGACGUUUUGGAGUAACUGGAGAGAGAGAGAACUUACUAUACACUACUGAAUACACUACCGAAGUACCGAACCAAUCUUAACCCCUAUUCUUGUAAGUAUAAAAAAAAAACCUAUUCUUGUACGACAACCGGUUGUCUGAAGUUGUAAAUUGCUCUGCAAAUGUUGUAAAUGAGAGUACUAUGCCUCUGUAGUCUGUAUAGAACCAAACAUUUUGGUAUAGCAAGUACGUGCAAUUUGUAUGUAUUGCCAAACAUUUUGGUAUAGCAAGUACGUGCAAUUUGGUAUAGCCAGAAAGGGAUCUCCUUAUGCUGAAGAAAGAAAAAGGGUGUUCUGUAAGAAUGUAAUUCCGAUAUAUCAUAUAUGAUGCAAACUU